CACUUCAACCUUACAGGCGAUACAGUUGGCAACAUGAUUUACUCGUGUAUGAUGUUAAAUACGUGCAACACCAAACAGAUGAAAGCACAUGACUGCAUGCAACAGUCUGAUGACCUGGCAAUCCUAGGAAAAUCACAGGGAAAAUGUUGUGAUUGGUAGUUUUAUUCUCAUUUAUUUUAACCAGAGAGGUUGUUCGUAUGUUUAAUGCUGGUAUCUAACCGUGUUGUUCGAAGAUGUCUAGGUGUAACGUUUGGUAUCCAGGCGUACAUCCAGUCACAAACAGGAAACGGUACGCGUUUAGGCACAACCUGUUCUCCCAUCAAAGGCUGUCACCUAUUUAAAGGUUUAAGCACACCGUGCCCUAAAGGACUGCAUACUGUAAUGGGCCUGACUAGCACGUUUUAGUACUCUAACGUUACGUCCUCGUCUUCUAAAGACGAUUUGUCUGUCAUACAUAUAGUAUUGUCAUUUCUCUACUACUGUAGAUCCAAGCAGGUGUCUGUUUGUUGGUUCACCUGGGUUUGGUGACAUCAGCUUGCGCGGUAAUGCUGGGAUUGGGACUUGGACAUGGCUGUACCUGCCAGAACCUAGUGGGUGUAGCCUUAUCAGAAAAGUGCACACGCACAGGGCAGUUAUCAAGUAUGUUUCAUGUAGUCAGAAACUGAAAGACAUGAUAUUUCAGUCCUGUCUCUGUCUGUGCGCAUUAAUAAGUAAAUCCAUGGAGGCACACGAAGGAACAUCCACCUGUUCUGCUCUCCGUGCCUUCUCUGUAUUCCCUUUUUUCCUUCAAGAAAACAUGACUUGUGAGUUAUACCAACAAAACUCUAUAUGGAUUUGUGUUCAUUACAAGGGUUGGUAAAUCAGUCACGGAAAUAUAAGGAACAACAUGACCUCUUUUUUGACUAUGGGUUAGUGUCCUUUUAAUCAAAAACCUGCUGUGGAUUAUGAAAGAUAGGCUUGAAGGGUAUAAGCAGAUAAAAGGAGUUUGGACUUGUGAGAGGGAGUUGGUAAGUUAAACAGGAACCAGUCUUGGAUCAAAACCCAACGUCAGCUUCGCUUAUGCAGGCCGGUAUGGCACCUAAAACGGCUGUUUCGGAGCCCGUUCCGGUGCUGGAGAUAGCAAUAAUGUCUGAUAAGGAUCCGGAUGCAGAGAGAGAAAGGGAAGAGGAGAUGUCAGACGAGUCGGCAAGUGAAGAUUCUGUGAAUCACAUCUCAAAGCGGUUAUGGAUCAUGCACGGUGCCAUCAUGUUUGGGAGAGAGUUUUGCUACGCCAUGGAAACAGCCCUGGUAACACCUGUGCUGUUGCAGCUAGGUCUCCCGGAGCAGUACUACAGCUUGACCUGGUUUCUCAGCCCGAUCUUGGGUUUAAUUUUCACACCCGUGAUUGGCUCAGCAAGUGAUCGUUGCACUUUAAAAUGGGGAAGGAGAAGGCCUUUUAUUUUGGCUCUCUGUGUGGGAUUGUUAAUUGGACUGGCAUUAUUUCUCAAUGGAUCUCUUAUAGGUCUGUCAGUGGGUGACGUCCCCAACAAUCAAACUAUUGGGAUUGUUCUGACUGUGCUUGGUGUGGUGAUUCUGGAUUUCUGUGCUGAUGCUUUAGAUGGACCAAUAAGAGCUUACCUCCUGGAUGUGGCCGAUACUGAUGAACAGGAUAUGGCUCUAAACAUCCACGCUUUCUCAGCAGGUCUAGGAGGUGCUGUAGGUUACAUGUUUGGAGGGUUGGACUGGACCAAUACCUUACUGGUUCAAGCUUUCAAGGCCCAAGAGCAGGUCCUCUUUUUCUUUGCAGCCAUCAUCUUUAUCAUUUCCACAACGCUUCAUAUGUUCAGCAUCAAUGAGCAUCUAUAUAACCCCGCCCAGCAAGAGGAACUGAAGGAUGAUGAUGAAGACGAGAUGCCUUCUAUUAAGCCCUGUAGCAGCUUUGCAUCCACGCGCCUCUUUCCUCAGCUAGAACUCAUUCCGGAAGAGGAGCCAUUUUCAACCAAUGAGGACGAUCGGUCAGAGCAUGAAAUUCCAGAGGACUUUUUCGACAUAGACUUAGUGCGAAGUAAAAGUGACUCGAUUCUAGCAAUGCCAGAUGCUACCAUAAAGCUUGAUGCAGACUUAGACUUGGACCUCGAAGGCCAGUUCCUAAAUGACAUCGAACCAGGUCUGUUUCAGGACUUUUGGGUUCCCCGAGAGGAUGUAGCAGCAUCGGACUUCCAUCAAAACACUAGCCAGUUUGCGCAAUGCAGUGACCACCACUUAGAUAAGCAUGGUAGCAAUGGCAAAAGUCUUCCUAGAGUAACCCAUACUGGAAAUGGACACAGAACGACAAUUGCAGGUGCUAGUCAGGCAGGCAAAGUCGGUUUACGUCAUUACGGUGCAAGUGCUGCAGUUCGUUGCCGCCACCCUUCCUUCUACCGCCAGCCAUCUUUCACCUUCUCUUAUCAUAGACGUGGAGGCUAUCAGUGGCGCCGUCGCCACGCCAACAUGGGUGGACCGAUCAAAUCGUCACAGAGCCUGAACGACCUCGAUAAAGUAGUAAAGCGGCACGGGAGGCGAAAACUGCAACCGCGGGGCAUCAUCACGUCUCGCAGAAUUGAAGAAGAUGAAGAAAGCGAGGAUGAAGAUGAUGGUACGACUGUCAAACUGUUGUGGUUGUCCAUGCUGAAGAUGCCUCCACAGCUUUGGCGUCUGUGUGUUUGUCACCUUCUCACCUGGUUCUCCAUGAUCGCACAGGCUGUGUUUUACACUGACUUCAUGGGCCAAGUUAUCUAUGAAGGAGACCCAACUGCUGCUGCUAACUCCACCGCCUCUCAGGACUACAAUAAAGGUGUACAGAUGGGCUGCUGGGGGCUUGUGAUCUAUGCAGCUACAGCUGCUCUCUGCUCAGAUGUGCUUCAGAGGAUUCUCGACAGGUACGACCUGAGCACAAAAAUCAUCUACAUGUUGGGGACUCUAGGCUUUGCUGUUGGCACAGCCACCAUGGCCAUCUUUCCAAAUGUAUAUGUUGCCAUGGUGAUGAUAAGCACAAUGGGAAUGAUCGUCAUGAGCAUGUCAUACUGCCCAUAUUCUCUGCUGGGACAGUACCAUGAAAUCAAAGAGUAUGUUCACCACAGCCCUGGUAACUCCCGGAGAGGUUUUGGCAUCGACUGCGCCAUCCUGACCUGUCAGGUGUACAUCGCUCAGAUCUCUGUUGCAUCUGCACUUGGUGCGGUUGUAGAUGCUGUUGGUUCGGUUAGGGUGAUCCCCAUGGUGGCAUCAGGAGGCUCGUUUCUUGCUUUCAUUGCUGCAGCGUUCCUUGUCAUCUACCCAGACACUGAAGAUGAUGAUGAUGAUGAAGAAGAUGAGCAAGGUCCUAGCUCUAUAAAGUCAAAUACAGGGUCCAAUAAUGGUACAGAGAAAAUGGGCAAUCUGAAGUCAACGUCAAGGAACGGUGCAGGCAAUCCAGAGGUUGAAUCCUCGGUUUAAGUGUUACGACCAGAAAUACAUUUAAAACAUUAUGUAAUGGUUCAAUUAACAAAUAUAAGGUUCAAAUAUGUUUGGCCUGCUGAUAAAUACAGGCACUUUUUCUAGAUUUAUACACUUUUGCAUAAGCUGAAUGUAAGGCUGUAGAUACGAUACAGAGACUUUAUUGGGUCGAAUAUGUGACUUGUGAUGUUUCAAAAGCUAUGUAAUAUUUGUAACCCACAUUUUCAUUUUUCAGAAUGGAAUGCAUAUUUUAGUUUUGUAAACUUUUACAUAAAGUCGAGUGUACUAGUUUUACUUCACUACAGUGUAAACACCAUGCUGUUUUUUUUGUUUGUGUUUUACUGCUCCACAUGUACAUGCCACAUGCAGUGACAACCCAGUUCAUGUUUGUUGUUGGUUGAUUCAGUGUUAAGAUACAGUAUGUUGGAUUAGUUUUACUGUAUUUACUUCAUUACACUCAUUUGAUCAAACACUCAGGGGAAAGCUGAACGGCUGCUGUGAGCGCAACACGCUCUCUUUAGACUUUGACUAUGCACAAUCCCAAAAUGUUUGUUGUGUGCUAACAAUUUUGGGAGUGGAUUUGAGAGUUUAGUUUGAUUUUCUUAGGUAUAUGCUAUUUUUUAGGUACAAAGGGUAUGAAGAUUUGGCUGCCCCCCUAUUCCAUUGCAUGAGUGUUUGGGGGUACAAUGAAGAAGCGUGUUCAGCUGUUAUUGCAAAUCUUUCAUCAGCAUUACAUUUCAAUGACACUCUAGUAGUAGCUGUAUUUUUAACAGCCAAAUAUAAUAGGCAACUGUUUAAGGUGUAGUUUACUUAUGUGGAGUUUGACACAAUCUUUGAAUCUGCUUCUAUUUCAAGAAGACAGGACAAUGGUUUAUCUUCUGUAGCUGCACAAAUUUCCUGACAGUGCCUAUGUCAUGUGUUUGUGGACUCAUAAAUGUAACAUUGCAAAAUGUUCAAUGCUAAUAUAUUGCUGGAAAUUGACAUCUGUUUACAGAGGUCUGUAGACUUUGUAUACGGUCUCUUAUACAGGACGUCUUUCUUUUUGAGUGUGUGUUUCAUUAACAAGGUGUACACUUUAUCUUUCCUUUUUUUUUUGCAUAUGUGGUACUGCUUUAAACUUUAUUCUAGUGUUCGAACCAAAUGGAGAUUUUUAUAGGUACCAGAUGUUGAUUUUUUUGUGUUCAAUUUUGAUAAAGAGUUUAUCACCAA
Messenger RNA from Paramisgurnus dabryanus, 4659 nucleotides. It is a transcript of the gene slc45a4b, whose product is annotated as solute carrier family 45 member 4b. Gene Ontology annotation, cellular component: membrane. The record is from RefSeq and is a predicted model, not a curated record. Gene Ontology annotation, molecular function: sucrose:proton symporter activity. Gene Ontology annotation, biological process: transmembrane transport. NCBI's taxonomy places the organism in Eukaryota, Metazoa, Chordata, Actinopteri, Cypriniformes, Cobitidae.